AUGAAUGAAAAGGACCAGCAGCCAGUCAUACUUCUAAUUCACGGUGCUUGGCAUCGACCUUUCCACUACCGACCUCUCAUCCAAGCUUUCCAGCAAUCAGGUUUUACUGUCCUUGCACCGUCUCUUGCAAGCUCCGGCUACGAUGACUCGGUCGACGGCAAGACAUACCACGAUGAUGUGAAGAGGAUCCACGACGCUGUUCUGCCCUACAUCGACCGUGGGAGGAAAGUCGUUGGUAUUGGUCAUAGUUAUGGAGCUAUCCCUCUUACUGCGGCGAUAGAAGGCCACAGUAUUGCAGAAAGGGAGCAACAAGGCCUUCCUGGUGGCUUCAGCUCUGUGAUUUAUGUCGCCCCAACCCCUGUCCUUCAUAAAGGCAUCUCCAUGUAUGAAGCUGCGGGUGAGCAUCGCAAGACGCCAUUCUUUCAUGAUGUAUCGGAUACACGUAUGCCACUGAAGCUAGAGAGGGCCAAGGAAGCAUUUCUCUCGGAUAUUGAUCAGGGCAUCGCGGAUGAGAUUAUCCCUACACUUUGCCAUCAAAGCAAAGCUCCCUUCGACGUUCCUAUGGUUUGCACGCCAGCAGACUUGGAGAUUUCUAAGAUCAUGGUCAUCUGCAAGAAUGAUCCUAUCUUCAGCAGGGAGAUGCUUCUGGGCGUGGCUCAGAAUUGGGGUGCUGACACUUUGGAGAUCGAAUCUGGACAUAGUCCGCAUCUGGUGGAAGAGCACAGAAAGUGGCUUGUGAAGCUUGAACCCAAGCCUAUGCAAGUCCCUAUCACCGAAACCGCAUGGCGGUGUGAUGAGGCGGGUGCUUUGCCGUGUCUGAAAUGCGGUAUCAACAUCUGUGAAGAAUGCCGAUGUUGUCCUCGUGCAGCUCCACCAAGUGCAUAUCCGAAUCGCAGACCACAUUUGAGAGGCAGUUAUGAGCUCGAUAAUAUCAUGUGUCUGUGCGAGGAGUGUGACAUGAAGACUGAGAAUGAAGUAAUUGGGAAGUUCUUGAAUGAAAGAUGUGAUUGCGAUGUCUAUACGCGGUGGAUUUGCGUCAGAUGUGAAGAGGAAGAGCGCAAGACGUCGCGAAAGUACUUUGCCGAACGAACAGAGAUGGAGUGGAAUUGGAUUGUGAGGGAGGAUAUUGACUACGGAGAUGAUUCCGAGCCCUCAAAAACGCUUCAUGAUCAUGCGUUCGAACGAGCAGUACGAACCCUAACGAGCAACGUUGAGAGACAGUCUCGCACAGAACAGUGCCACGUUGCAUCUGGUGCAAAAGGCGGCAUCUGCCAGAAAGUGAAUGGUAUCGAGAACGUCAAGAUGUUGGCUCGAAGCAUCCCUUCUUCGAUAACGAUCCCAAUUAUCCGCGAUGGCUAA
Fusarium subglutinans is the source of this 1359-nucleotide messenger RNA. Its product is annotated as pyrethroid hydrolase. Lineage: Eukaryota; Fungi; Ascomycota; Sordariomycetes; Hypocreales; Nectriaceae. The record is from RefSeq and is a predicted model, not a curated record. Bases 1 to 1359 code for a protein of 452 amino acids. The transcript has 6 exons.